Linepithema humile (Argentine ant) is the source of this 1260-nucleotide messenger RNA. NCBI's taxonomy places the organism in Eukaryota, Metazoa, Arthropoda, Insecta, Hymenoptera, Formicidae. The record is from RefSeq and is a predicted model, not a curated record.
AUGAAAUAUUUCACGGACCAGCAUACGAAGUCUAACAACGAAUGGACGUCUAACAAUGACGAAUGCACGUCUAACAAUGACGAAUGGUUGGAUAAAAAAUAUAAGGAUACAAUGGAAAAUAUGAAAACGUAUUUUCCAACACUGCCAAACUCUUUACUAUUCUUCAUAUCGGCUGCGCUAUAUCGUGGAGAUUGCGGCCGAAGUGCAAUGGACAGACCACUCUGGUUGGAUAUGGACAUGUUUCAAAGAGGACAAAAAUUCGCACGAGAACACACCUUCUCGAUCUUCUUCGCUAAUAUGCUGUCCUUAUUCCAAAUAUUUACUUUUAGAGACGGUCUUAAACCGAUGAUUUUGAGCCGGAAAUCUCACACGCCGUACUUAGCGUUUAGAAGAUACUUAUCUACUAUUUGCCGUGUGAGAAACUGGAUGACAGAGGAUCCUUGGACCAAAGGUACGAAGGCUCAUCAAGAUAUUCAAGCUGUGCGUAGAAUGCACCGUGCGAUACGGCUGAAACUUUGCGAGUACGAUCAGGAGGAACUCGAUGCGGCCACUAACAUUCCGAACCCAUGGUGCCCGGAUAUAAAAACAAUCCUAGAAGAUUUUUCCUCCUGUCCGUAUCCGACCGUGACAAAUGGUUGUCUUCAUCUACUGCUCAAACCCACGGGAUUAAAUCAAGCUGAUAUGGCAGCUACGCAAUUCGCAUUCAUGGGAAUAAUUCUGCUUUAUCCGCACGAGCUCGGCGUUCACGUUAGCGAUGAAGAUAUGAUAGCUUUUUGUCAUCUAUGGAGAGGUGUAGGAUAUCUCCUUGGUAUCGAAGAUGAAUACAAUUUUUGUCGCGGCAGUCUUGAAGAGAUAAAGCAAAGGGGGCGAGACUUUAUCGAAACUUGGGUGAGACCGUAUUUACGGCAAGUAACACCUGAAUGGGAGCACAUGCUAAGAUGUUUAGUAGAAAGUACAAAUUAUUAUACGACGAAUAGUCUCGUAUUCAACCAAUAUUUACUAUUCGUCACUGAUUUAUUAAGCAUUAAUAUGCCACAUAUGCGAAAAACGCUCACUUGUAUUCAACGAUUGCAGCUUAUGUUACUACGCUUUAUACUACGUUAUGGCAUGAAAAUACAAUUUAUACGAGAGUAUAUAAACAGAAAAAUUCUAAAGAGUGUCGAUGAAGCAAUUAAAUUUAAUCACGAAAAACACGAAAAACUCGAAAAAAGAUCUGCUCAGAAGGUUCCAGAUUUUUUCUGCGAUUCUGAGAAUGGUUAA